CAAGACAUUUUUAGAUUUGAAUUGAGUUCAGCCACACUAUGUCUAGUAAUGUUCAUUCUUCAAGUAACGAAGACGAUGCCAUCGUGAUGAUGCAUGAUAUAGGUAAUAUGACUUCUGUGGUUAGUAAUUAUUUCUUUAGUAUACGCAUAUUAAGUACGUUAUGUCAGUAUACAAAGAGAACAGUGAUGAUCCAACUCUAAAGUACUUUUUCGUGAGUUAUGUCUGUACAUAUGGACGUAAACGCAGUCCGUCGGAGUCAGAUGCUUGCGUUCAGGAUGUAGAUGAUAGUAAUAAUCAUUCUUCUGAAGAGCUUACAACUUCUAACUCGCCAACACAACCUAGGCAAAGGAGACGACGUCGGUCAUCUACGUCGAAAUAUUGCGUUUCAAUGACUACAUACUGCCCUGUGGUCAUAUUUUGUAUGCACAUUCUAAAGACUUAUUUCGACAUAGCAACAAGUGGACAAGAAAAUACAUAAUGGACCUGGUUCUUCGUGCGCUGGACAACAUCUCAAUCUUUACAGGGAGUGAUGAUCUGCUAGAGAAGUUCACCAGCAACUACCAC
Messenger RNA from Schistosoma curassoni, 564 nucleotides. Lineage: Eukaryota; Metazoa; Platyhelminthes; Trematoda; Strigeidida; Schistosomatidae. The record is from the annotation of a GenBank genome assembly.